AUGGCUAAAACUUAUGAUUAUCUGUUUAAAUUAUUAUUGAUUGGAGAUUCUGGAGUUGGAAAAACCUGUGUGUUGUUUCGUUUUUCUGAUGAUUCUUUCAACAACUCAUUUAUAUCAACUAUUGGCAUUGACUUUAAAAUUCGAACUAUUGAUUUAGAUGGGAAGAAGGUCAAGUUACAGAUAUGGGAUACUGCUGGGCAGGAAAGGUUCCGCACGAUCACUACAGCUUAUUAUCGGGGCGCAAUGGGGAUAAUGCUUGUAUAUGAUAUUACCAAUGAAAGGUCGUUUGAGAAUAUCAAAAACUGGAUUAGAAACAUAGAAGAACAUGCUUCAUCUGAUGUAGACCGUAUGAUUAUUGGGAACAAAUGUGAUAUUGAAAACAGACGGCAGGUUUCUCGAGAGCGAGGCAAACAGCUCGCGGUCGAAUACGGAACUAAGUUUUUUGAAACUUCUGCAAAGGCUAACAUUAAUGUUGAAGAAGCAUUUUUUACUCUUGCGAGAGAUAUAAAGUUGCGAACUGAGCGAGCUACUCAUCAGAACACAGCUCAGAGUACUGGGCGUAUUAGUAUGCAGCAGCCAAUGAAGAAGACUUCCUUCUUUUCAGGUUGGAAGUGUAACAUUUUAUGA
Molecule: messenger RNA, 627 nt
Organism: Enterobius vermicularis (human pinworm)
Lineage: Eukaryota; Metazoa; Nematoda; Chromadorea; Rhabditida; Oxyuridae
Source: the annotation of a GenBank genome assembly